Molecule: messenger RNA, 2076 nt
Organism: Uloborus diversus
Lineage: Eukaryota; Metazoa; Arthropoda; Arachnida; Araneae; Uloboridae
Exons: 3
Coding region: 1-2076 (691 amino acids)
Source: RefSeq, a predicted model, not a curated record
AUGACUAAAGGGGAUUGUUCGAGGAAGAUGUUGAAACUUCUGCUAAGUCACUGGCAGGCUCAUCGCGAGCCUAUGCCAUUCGUGCUCACUGAUGAUCCCCUGUACUGUAGCCACUUGACGAAAUCUCCCUUCCCGGAAGUUUAUUCCGUCAACCGGGUCAACCCUAUUUUUGAAGAAGACGAAACUCAGUUAGAAGAUAAAAGUCCGCCUUCAUCGUAUCGUCUGAAACGCUCCAUCAGUGAAGAAGUAGAAAGAAGAGCUGCUUCAUCAGAUGAUACUGGAUAUUCCUCCAGCUGCCAAUUCAAGAGUCUGACCACAACGACAGUUGAUAGUCUGAGUGAUGAUGUGGGAUCUUUGGAAGAGUCACGACGCAUGAGCUCAGAUUCGGACGACUGUUCCCAUCCUGAAGCAGUGGUCGUAUCAGCUGAUGUACACAGGGUGUCAUAUCCAGAAGACGUCAUAGUCUUAUCUUCAAACUCGUCAACAGACGGUAGUCGUCGUGAUUUCAGUGCCAAUUCAUACUACGGUGGCAGCAGCGACUCGUCAUCGCAAGAACCGUUCGACAGCCUUACCAUGUCCAGCAUAACGGACACUAGCUCGAACCAAAAGCCUAGUUCUAGUAACAGCAAAAGACCAGCCAUCAAAGAUAAGCUCCAGAAACUUCUAGAAAGAGACAACAGCAGUCGACUUGACGAGACGUUUCUGGAUUCAUUGGAUGCCAAACCUCCAAGUCAUUCUUCAAAAGAUUUUGAAAUCGAAAAGACUAAAAGUGAUCUGAUGAAAUCUCUCACAAGGGCUCUUAGCAGCAAAGUGCCAAAAAGAGAAUCAAGUUCGCUAACGAAUGGUGAUGUUGUGAUGGUUACGCGGACAGACAGCGCUCUUGGAGGAAAAUCUUUAGAUCGCAAAAGUAUUUCCAGCUCGACAUCGCCAAAGACAUUGAUUUCAAAAGAAAUUAAUGGAGUCACCCGUCAAGAUGAAUCAAGUGGGUCCAGUCUCAGCAAUUUCUCGAAACCAAGAAAGCAUCAACAUCGUGGAAGUAAACCUUCAUUAGAAAAAGAAUCAAAAAGAGAUUCCACUGAAAGCAGCAAAGAAACCUCAGACACACAGGACUCCCACAUGACACAUAAAUGCAAACUUUGCGACAACGUAAACAGACCUUUGGCUUUCCAUCAACUUUUGCCAGGUCAUUGGAGUUACGACAAUGUAUAUCUUCCGCAAAUACCUGGGAUGUGUUGUUCCUGCAUGCACCAUCAUCACAAUCCAUUUCCACCAUCAUCUGAUGAUGACGUGUUUUAUCCUCUAUAUUACCACCACGAUCUCGCAAGAGCAAGACAUUCGUGGGCACCUUAUACCAAUUCUAAAAAUCUACUCGAUGCCCAUCCGAAGAGACAAAAGAAUAAUGAAGAUAAAAGAACGUCUUCGUCUUCAAAAGAAAAUAAUGGAUCUGGUACUCGUUACUCACCUGAUGGCAGUUCUAGGGAGACGGACACUUCUCAAACAAAUUCCAGUAAUCUCAAGAAGUCAUUGUCUGAAAGACGUUCCCUAAGAGAGCCUAAGAAAUGUAAAUGUGAACACUGCUUAGCAUCCGUCCUCGAUAAUAACUCUCCUCAGCACUUAGCUGGUCAUGACUGUACUUGUUACUGCAUGUCUCAUAGAAGAGUUAAAUUUGCAUCUGACACAGACUUAUCACAGCAUAGGCAUUUACAUUCAGGAUUUAGGCUCCCAAAAGAUGGAAAUGGUAACCCUGUUAGUCCGGCAACGUUUUUGGUGAACUUACCACACCUGAAUGGUCAUACAAUGAAUAAAAAUCAAAGUGUAAAAGAGAAUGGAUUAAAAUCUAAAAAGGCUCCUCCAUUAAUUCCCAGGGGUUUGAAAGAGCCUGUCAAGAUGGACGAGUUGUAUAGAUCCUAUCCCAUCAAUUUCCGUGAUUGGGAAGCCCAUUACAGGCGUACUUUUCUGCACAAGAGAAGAAGACGAGCCCUCAACAUGGUCGGCAUGGCCAUUGGAAUUGUCUUUGUUGUUGGUAUUGCCAUAGCUCUUACCUUUGUGUUCCUCCGGAUCAAGCGACCUGCGUGA